Molecule: messenger RNA, 855 nt
Organism: Lathyrus oleraceus (garden pea)
Lineage: Eukaryota; Viridiplantae; Streptophyta; Magnoliopsida; Fabales; Fabaceae
Product: transcription and mRNA export factor ENY2
Exons: 5
Coding region: 208-552 (114 amino acids)
Biological process (GO): mRNA export from nucleus; positive regulation of DNA-templated transcription
Cellular component (GO): SAGA complex; nuclear pore
Molecular function (GO): transcription coactivator activity
Source: RefSeq, a predicted model, not a curated record
AUUAAUUACACCUUAUCAUGUGCCCAAGGGCACAAGAUAGCAAGACCCUUUUUUAAAUUCAUAAUGUAGAUCUCAAAGAUUAAUUAGUAAUUUGACAUAAUAGGGCAUAGUCCACAGUAAAUUUGGCUUCUCUCGCACCGUUCAACCCCUCUGUGCUCGUAGCUAAUCCUUUUUCAAUCUCUACAACUUCAACAAAAAUCCUUAAACAUGAAGCCAAAAUCAUCGGUGAAUCGACCUCCAACACCAGAUGUUGCCGAUAAUCUCCCAGAAAGGGAACCCACGUUUCAGGAACUCCUCAAUAUCAAGUUUAUUGAGACUGGAGAGAAGGAGCGGUUGAUGGAACUUUUGAGGGAAAGACUUGUGGAUUGUGGUUGGAAGGAUGAAAUGAAAUCUAUCUGCAGAGCUUUUGUGAAGAAGAAAGGAAGGAAUAAUGUUACUCUAGAUGAACUUAUACACGUAAUUACUCCAAAGGGUCGAGCCUCUGUACCUGAUUCUGUAAAAGCUGAGCUAUUGCAAAGGAUUCGAACAUUUCUUGUUUCUGCAGCUCUCUAAUGGCUUGAUCGGUUAUAAUCUCGCGACAUUCUGUAAAGGGUUAAGGGUUCGUGCUUGGAUUGUAGUUGGAAUUGCGGCAGCACUCUUUUCAAUGAUAAGUAACAAAGAGAUUGCUUCUGAAAACUGAACUUGAAAACAUUGGAAAGAGUACUGCCAAUUUUCCAAACAUGAAAGAACUGCACACAUCUGUACCAGAUUUUGUGUUGCAGAGGUAUGAGUAUUGUUGUAAAACCAGUAUUUUUCUCCUUCCUAUAAAAAUUUGAUAGAUAACUUUACUAUCAAAGUUCUGAUAGUAGCAAUUAA